Ylistrum balloti is the source of this 9707-nucleotide messenger RNA. Its product is annotated as sodium bicarbonate cotransporter 3-like. NCBI's taxonomy places the organism in Eukaryota, Metazoa, Mollusca, Bivalvia, Pectinida, Pectinidae. Bases 592 to 4320 code for a protein of 1242 amino acids. The record is from RefSeq and is a predicted model, not a curated record. Gene Ontology annotation, cellular component: plasma membrane. Gene Ontology annotation, molecular function: sodium:bicarbonate symporter activity; monoatomic anion transmembrane transporter activity; solute:inorganic anion antiporter activity. Gene Ontology annotation, biological process: bicarbonate transport; transmembrane transport; monoatomic anion transport. The transcript has 23 exons.
AGCCAGUGUUCACUACAUGAGGAAGAAACUGGAUAUAAUUAGAGUAAAAUCUACACACUGUAUCUGUACAUACAAACAUUUAUCUAAAGCUGGCAUUUCUCUUCACCAUGCUAGCUCUAUCUUGAAGGUGAAUCACGUUUUGGAGGAUUUUUUAUCAUUGAAGACUUGCGUGGAGGUCAAAGUAUAAAGGAAACGGUUUAACAGUUUAGUGUCACACAAAUUUGUGAACCUGUUGUAAAUUGAUGUAGUGUUAACCUGUGGAGGAUUUGAUUCACCUGAUCCGUGUGUAUACGUCCAGUUGACUGGACAGUACUGAGUCAUAUUGACACAAGGUGACACGGCAAUAUCAAUGCCCAGGAUUGUUUUGGAAUUGGUACAUGUUCAGAUGCUUUAAAAGGGUUGACUGAGCAAUAACGGUUACCAUGGUUACAAGUACUGAAGACAGAUCUGAAGAAAGUGAACCAGAAACUGUUUUCUACAAAGAAUAUUUUAGUUGAGGAGAAUCAGUAAUUCACCCCAGGAUAUAUCUCAAAGUAUUUGUGAAAUCAAAAAGAGAUCAUAUUUAAGAAAAAAAAGUGCUGACCUGUCACCAUGGAUGCACAACAUGGCACAAUGCCAAUCAAGGAUUUGGGGUCUUUUGUGGCCUCAAAUAUACCAAGUGAUGCCGACAUCAAGGAUCACAGGUCGCAGGACAAAGUGUACAUAGGUUUACACCUACCAAAACAACAUCGACAUAGACACAAACAUCGUCGCCACCAUAAACGUGAAGGCUCCAAUACGGAAAAAUCCCAUAACACAUCAGCGCCAUCUGAUGAUACCCUGUUGAUGCCCUAUGCGGCUAAUACCCGCAGAGCUAGCCAAGUGAGCCAGGUUUGGCAGUUUAGUGUUUAUGGUGACCUUGACGCGACAUCCCCAGCCCAGAGAGUUCAGUUCCUGCUCGGUGAGGAGGAGGAUGAAGAGCAUAAAGCACAUGAUGUGUUCUGUGAGAUGGCCGAACUUCUGUACAAGGACGGUGGAGAUGUGGAGUGGAAAGAAACGGCUAGAUGGGUAAAGUUUGAGGAGGAUGUAGAAGAAGGAGGCGAGCGGUGGUCUAAGCCCCACGUGGCCACCCUUUCACUUCACUCUCUGUUUGAGUUGAGGUGUAACAUCCUCCAGGGUACUGUGAUACUGGAUAUGGCUGCAGAUUCACUGCCAUGUGUUGUAGAUGUUUUCCUGGACAAUAUGGUGGCUUCAAAACAGUUAGAGGAGCCCCUCAAGGAAGAAGUACGCGACAUUCUCCUACUACGACAUCGACAUCUCUACGAUCGAAAACACAAACACGAUGAAAAUGGUGGUAGCAAAUACCACCUGCCCCUUAUACGUUCCUUUGCCGAGAUAGGCAGGAAGUAUUCUGAGCCUCGCGCUCUAAAUAACCAUGGUAAGGACACCGACAGCCCAAGUCCACCCGGAGAAGAACUUUUACCACCAGCCGCAGAAAAAAAGUCAUCCAGUGCUGUUGACAUAAAUUGCCUAAGUGUUGAUGUUGGAUUACCAGGAGCUAAAAGUACGCCAAACUUCAACAACUUACAACGUAACAACAGCACACCACGGAUAGAGCACCACAACACACAGCCAUCCUUCCUCAGCCAUAAUGGUAGUUCAGACAUUCUCGAACACUCUUCUAAUCAUAAGCUGAACAUGCAUUUCAUGAAGAAAAUUCCUAAAGAGGCUGAAGCGGCUAAUAUUCUUGUGGGCGAGGUUGACUUCCUGAACUAUCCUAUUGUCGGAUUCACUCGCCUUCUCCAUUCUCAACUAAUGGGGGAUCUCACAGAGGUUCCUGUUCCCACCAAGUUCAUCUUCUUCCUGUUAGGACCCAGGGGAAACCAGAACAAGUUCCAUGAGAUUGGUCGCUCCAUAGCUACUCUCAUGUCCGAUGAGGUAUUCCAUGAUGUGGCAUAUCACGCCAGAAACCGUGAAGACUUGUUAGCUGGUAUUGAUGAGUUUCUGGACCAGGUAACAGUGCUGCCCCCUGGAGAAUGGGAUCCCAGCAUCCGUAUCGAACCACCACAGAGUGUUCCAUCACAGACAAGUCGUAAGACAGCUCCUUCAGGCCAGACCCCCUCAGGAAAAGCAGAUGUGGAGGAAGAGGUUGAGGAAUCCCAUGGAGACGACCCUUGUCUCCAACGUACAGGCAGGUUUUUUGGAGGUUUGAUAGACGAUGUGAAGAGAAAGACACCAUUCUACGGGAGUGACUUUAAAGACGUACUACAUGUACAGUGUAUAGCCUCGUUUGUGUUCCUCUACUUCGCUUGUCUGACACCAAUCAUCACCUUUGGGGGUCUCCUCGGAGAUGCUACAAAAAACAAUAUGGCGGCAUUUGAGAGUAUCCUGGCAGGAGCCAUCUGUGGUGUGGUAUACGCCCUCUGUGCUGGACAGCCUCUGACCAUCCUUGGUAGCACAGGACCAGUCCUGGUAUUUGAAACAAUUACAUUCCAGUUUUGUGGUGAUAUGGGUCUAGAUUAUUUAGAACUGAGAUUUUGGAUAGGGAUAUGGACUGGAAUCAUUCUGAUCACCAUGACGGCAUUUGACCUCAGUGCACUGGUGCGUUACAUCACCAGAUUUACGGAGGAGAGUUUUGCUCUUUUAAUCUCCCUGAUCUUCAUCAAGGAAGCCAUCGCCAAAGUGGUCCACAUCAAAGACAAGUACCCUGUUAACUUUCACCCAAGUCUCUUUUUUCCAUGUAACUGCCUUGUUUUUAAUAAUAUCACCAAGGAUACAGACAUAUAUCCAAUCGAAGGCAAGGCAAAAUACUGGUCCAACUUCACCAAGCUGGACUGUGAAGGACUGGAGGGAAAGCUGGAUGGAGAAGGCUGUAUAGAUUACAAAGCUGAUAUCUUUUUCCUCUCCAUUCUUCUCUUCAUCGGAACAUUUACCCUCGCCUACUCUCUCAAGAUGAUGAGGAACAGUGCAUUUUUCCCUAGCUUUGUGAGAACCAUUAUCAGUGACUUUGCUGUUCUCAUAGCAAUUAUGUCAAUGGUAGGACUUGAUGCUGGCCUGGGAUUGGACACACCAAAACUUGAAGUCCCUGACAGCUUUGCUCCAACCAAGGCUGGUCGCGGAUGGAUAAUCAAUCCAGUCGGUAAGAAUCCCUGGUGGACUAUUAUUGCAGCCAUUAUUCCGUCACUGUUGGCAACCAUUUUGAUUUUCAUGGACCAACAGAUCACAGCCGUUAUUGUUAACAGGAAGGAGAAUAAACUAAAGAAAGGGAAGGGUUAUCAUCUGGACCUUUUUAUCGUCGCUAUUCUGAUCAUGAUCUGCUCCUUUCUGGGAUUGCCAUGGUUUGUUGCUGCCACUGUUCUCUCCAUCAAUCAUGUGAUGAGUCUGAAACAGGAGUCUGAAUGUACAGCUCCAGGAGAGAGGCCAAAGUUCCUGGGUGUCAGGGAGCAGAGGGUAACUGGAAUAGCCAUCUUCUUUGUGAUUGGGAUGUCGGUGCUGCUGACAAGAGUGCUGAAGGCUCUGCCGAUGCCAGUAUUGUAUGGUGUGUUUCUCUACAUGGGUGUGUCCUCUCUACGAGGGAUGCAGGCUGUGGACCGAAUCAUGAUAUGGUUCAUGCCUCAGAAGUACCAACCAGAUGUCAUGUACCUGCGACAUGUCAGAACUGUGCGGGUCCACAUGUUCACCAUUAUACAGGUCCUCUGCCUUGCAUGUCUGUGGGUCAUCAAAACUAUCAAGUCCAUCUCAAUCGCAUUUCCACUCAUGGUACUUGCAAUGUGUUUCGUACGUAAGGGAAUGGAUUGGAUAUUCACGCAGACAGAACUAAAAUGGCUAGAUGAUAUCAUGCCGGAGUCACACUCAAGAGCCAAGGAAGAUGCCAAGAAGGAGGAAAAAGAACAAAAAGAAGAGGAACAGAGCAUGCUGUUAGAUCCAAAUAAAUACACUCCAGGCCAUGUCAAUCUGCCGCUCCAGACCGGCAGCUUCAUCAAUAUCCCGGUAGAUCGUGUCACUGUAGGCAUGGAGAUGGAACCAGUGAAUAUCUCUGAGGAAAUGGCCAAGACCACACUCUGGAAAACAAUAGUGGCUAACGAAUCAUCUCCUAACCUUCAUGGAGACAGUGUUAAAAACCACAAGUCCAAAUACCCAGAUGAUGACCAUAAUUCACAUGGCCAUCAUAAACACAAGUCCAAAAAGAACAAGAUGCCUGUUCAGUUCUACAUCGACGACGAGGAAAAAGAGCAGCUACUAGAUGAUAAACCAAACAAUCCUGCAAAAAUAGAGAUUGUGGUUGACCCUCCGAGUACGAAGGGUUCAAUCAGUCGAAUUGAUGAGGACACCGUCUGUUAAACUUAGCCAAAAUAGUCACAUGUUUAAUUGCUGUUAUUACAGUUAGUUUGUUGUUUGACCUGUAGGACUAAAUAUGCAAUAUUUAUAUAUCAUUAUAACAGAUCUCACCAGUACAGGGAGAUUAAUUAGUGUGUCUAGGGUUUGCUAAGUCACACAAGGCAUCAGAAUGGCCUCAUUAUGUGCUACGGUGUCGGAAUAGGCCCUGUCAGUUGACAAAGUGAUGUAUCGGGGAUGGCCAUGUGAUGUGAGGUGAUGUGUCACACGUGACAGUUCCAUACCAUAAUCUUAGUCUCACUUUGUUGAUUUGACUGUGUUACAUGACAUCGGCACUUGACUUGAAAAUUCAGAACCUGAAAAUUUCUGGAAUGUUUUUAGAAACUUAUUUUUUUAUUGAGACCUCUGUGUGGAAUAUUCUCUGCAAACAAGGAAACAUUCCAGACAAUAUUUUGAUUCUAAAUGUAGCCUGGGAUUUGGAAUUCAAUUUGUUAUGUCAGAUAACUAUGAAUUGGGAUAGUAAUUUGUUACUUUUGACAUCAUUUAAAGUCAAUAUGAUUUAUUCCAGAUGGUGUUUAUCAAAAUAUAGUGAUACCUCAAAUAUUAUUUAUCAUUCUAUCUGCAGUAUUGUAACCUUGAUUCCUUGUAGAGAUCAGCAGGUUAAAGUUCAGAGGUCACAAUUGUCCCAGCUAAUCAUUGGUGAUUUUCCUGACUUGUCUCCAGUUACUUUUAGAACACUAUACCUAAAAUAGUUAUUGCCUUUUAUGUUUUCACAGUAAGAGGGUUAUAGCCCUUUACAAAUUAUGACCUUCAUAUCAGUUUUAUAAUAACAAAAGUUUUUGCCCUUUUUUCUCAUUUGUUGUGUUUCUAAUAUAUUUUUUGAGAUCUAUUCCUCAAAUCCAAUAACAAAGAAAAGUAGAGAAUUUAUUUUUAAGUGUGACUUUGGGCUGGAAUAUUGCACAUUUCUGAUUAAGGCAUCGACGUGUUCAGUUCCUACUUUUAUUCUGAGUCUAGUCUAGUCUGCUUAAGCUUACCAUAAUCCAUAGCUCUUUGAUUGGCAAUCAAACAAAUUUUGGAGCUCGAGAUUACGGUAAGAUUUGAAGACUAUCCAAUUGGAUAUUUCCAAGUAAGUUCAGUCUCUCCAUGUCGCACUCUUCAUGAUUUCUCUUUGUUGAUGUUUCAUUUUCAUUUUUUUAGGAAUGAUAUUUUAAAAUAAUGGAAUUUUAGGUACUAGCAUUUACCUUUCCAUUUAUUCUGUAAUAUGCUGAAGUUGGCAUCUUAUCAGCCAUUUGAUAAAUACAGUAUCAGUUUAGUGAAGUAUGAAAUUAUAACUUGAUUUCAUGAGGUGCGUUAAAGAUUUGUUUGUCAGUACUAUGUUUAAUGAUACAUUAAACAUAACUCUAUAUACAUGUAUGUGAUAAAGUGACAGAAAUGCAUUUUAACAGUACUCUACCAUUUGGUCAUGUUACAUGAAAAAACUGAUUUGAUGUUAGUGUGUGCUAAACUUUGUGAAAAGUGAGACCGUCAUUCUGUCUGGUUGAUUGUUUAAUUAUUAUCAACCCUACCUCUCCCAAUAUGUCUGUUGAUCCGAAAUCCUUGUCAUGAUUACACCCGAGUCUGGUAGAGGCAAAUGUUAUCGAUUUCUAUCAUUAUCCAUAUAUAUUGCUAAUGUCAUAUAAAUUAUCUAGAAUCAGAUCAGCGGAUUUUGUAAACUGUUACCAUUUAUGUCCCAGAUAUUGUUUAAUUUUGUAGUAUCUACAAGCAUGGUGAUCAUGGGACACCUACAUUUUAUGGAAGAUAGUACCGAAAAGUCCCAUAGCUUAUGUCCUUAUUCUUAAAGACUCAUUAGAAGUUUCAUCAUAAUCUUGUCUCCUAAUGUGUUGUUUAUUUACAACCAUUAUAUCACUUGUUACCUCCCUUUGUAUCAUUUAAUGUGUGUCCAUGUUUCAUUUGUUAUCUCCCUUUGUAUAAAUUGAGAUUUUUCCAUGUAUCAUGUGUUAUCUCCCUUUGUAUCAUUUUAUAUGUUUCCAUGUAUAAUUUGUUGUCUCCCUUUGUAUCAUUUAUUAUCUGCCUUUAGGUCCCUGGUUAUCUCCCUUCAUGUCAAGUUAUCUCCCUUUAUAUCCUUUGAUAACUAGAAUCUAACAUUAUAUUGCAAUAGCUGUUAUAUAUCAUAUGUUAUAAGUAUUGGGACUGAUUGAAAAUUCAAAUUGACACAUGUAUAUAUAGAAAGGGAUUUUCAGUAUGUGUCAUUAUCACAUACUUAUUGUACUAAAACUCAUUGUAGUAUUUUAUUGUGAUAAUUGUUUAUAAUAUAGGUAUAAUGAAUCAUAAUUACUGCAAUUAAAUCUUACUAUUUUUUUUCAAAUCCAUUAACUAAUGAAUUCCCCUUGCAGAAUUAAUUAUUUUUUUUAUUCACCAAGUUAUUUUUAGAGCAUGUAGACCAUGUAUUGUCUCAUUUCAUAAAUAAGUCCCUGACGUUUUAGUUUUUAAUCUUUUACCGAUUCAUUUACAGCUUGUUAGAUUUUUAGGGAUUUGUUUCCUUUAUUUUUUUUUUAUUUAUUUUUUUUUUUUUGUUUAACAAUAAGUUAUUUUCAUUGGCUCUUUAUAGUGAGAUCUUUUGUUUAUUUUUUUCUACCUUUGUUUUAAUCUUAGAUAUAUAUAUAUGUAUCAGAUGAAAUCCAUGCCUAUGUAAGAAUAAAAAGUGUCCCGGUAUACUCACCAAAAUAUUUCAACCAGUCAAAAUUAAAUUGCGGAAUAUAAGCAUGAAAACAGCUAUACUUUGGUUCGCUACAUGGAUGCACAAAUAUACGGGAAAUAACCAGGAUUCAUAGCAAUAAUUUGUCCUGUCUUGUUACAGCAUCUUACACCAUGUUGAAUGACCUUUUUUUUAAAAUAAACUACCUUAUAUCUUAUAAUCCGUUUUAUUACCAUAUCAACAGAUAGCACCGACAUGUAACACUGCAUUUUCUUUUCAUUUUCUCAGAAAAUACAUAAAUGUUUAUGUUAUUUGUAUAUAAAAAGUUCAGUGAUAUGAAUUUUGCCUGCAUAUCCUUAUAAAGUAAAUAGAAGAGGGAGAGAGAUGCAUGAUAUUUUAGGUUGUAAAGCUGACAAAUCUUUAAACAAUACUGAUGUAUGUAAUAUUGUAGAUUGUUUAGCUGACAAAUCUUUAUACAAUACAGAUGUGUGUAAUAUUGUAGGUCGUUAAGCUGACAAAUCUUUAUACAAUACAGAUGUGUGUAAUAUUGUAGAUUGUUAAGCUGACAAAUCUUUAAACAAUACAGAUGUGUGUAAUAUUGUAGGUCGGUAAGCUGACAAAUCUUUAAACAACGGAGAGAAAGAGAGAUGUGUUAUUUUGUAUGUCAUUAUACUUACACAUAUUUAAACAUUAGUCCUAAUCUGGUGUAAUAUUGACAUGACUUUGAGAGUGAAUUGAUAGAUCCAGCUGUGACUGUGAAGGUUGUCUGACUCUGAAGAAAAGAGUGUAUGAGAGAGACUUAUUUAAAUCCAAAAACGUGGAGAUGAGUACUUCGUAGUAAGAUUCCUCGGUGUAUUCUGAAAUUUGAUGACGAUAAUUUGUUUUAUGUGUUCAGUUAGAGUUAAAUGAAUUAAUACUAAAUAUGAUAUAUAGUACAUUAUAUUUUUUCGACGUCACUAGUGAAACAGGAAAAUAUAUUGCAUAGCAGUUGUGUAAUUCAUAGUGCUUUAGUCAAUACUGGAUCAUCUGUGACAUCUAAAAGGUAUUGUUAUACACAUGUUAUGAUGAUGUCAUAGGUUUUGUAAUGAUGUCAUCAGAAAUGAUGAUGGUGAUGAUGUGCUCAUGUAUUGUGAUAUUAUGAAUGAAAUGCUUAUUCCGUAUGGUGAUGAUGUCUUGAAAAAGUAGCCAAAGUGUCAUCACCAUAUCAUUGUGAUUACUCUACCCUUUUUCUGUAAUUUUGUGAUUUUAAGAAAUAAUUUCAAGUUAUGUCAUUGUAUCAUCAUGUCAUCAUUUUUGUGAUGAUGUCAUUAAUUUAUGUGAUGUCUAUAUUAUAUGAUGUCAUAAUUUUUGUGAUGAUGUCAUCAUUUGAUUUGAUGAUGUCAUAAAUGUAUGUCGUUUUAUGUGAUGUCACCAUUUUGUCAAUUUUUGAUGACAUCACCGUUUAAUAUGAUGUCAUUAUUAAAGUUCAAUAUUUUGAUUAUGUUUUCGUUAAAUGUAGAAAUGUCGAUUUGUGUAGCAAUGUACCAUAUCAAGUAAUCAAGAGAAAAUUGUACUGAUUUGUGACUUUAUGGCUAAAUUAUUAUGAAUAGUACAUGUAUCAAGGUCAAUUUUUUGAUUGAUUUUAUUUAAUGUUCUCUAAAUGUGCUUUUAAUGUUUUUGUCUCAGGAACAUCUAGCAUUUGUUGAUUAUAUUAAAUAUUCUGUUUCUGUGUGUUAUUUAGUGCAAAUGUCUUCUUCCUGUCCUAAUUAUCAAAUCCCUUAACUGCAAUUCAAACAGAAACGACUUGUAUUUAUUUGUUAAAAAAUUCUGUCUGGGACCUACUUAUAACCCCAGUUAUAUUAAUCAUGUAUGAAAAUAAAUGAAAUCCAGAAAUCAAGAGUGUGGUGGAUACCACAAAUGAUUUGUGUAAAAGAUGUUAAAAAUCAAAAGAAUAUCAUAAGGAAGGAAGAUUUCAUCAAAGAAUAGGUCAAACCGUUAUAACACCGAAGAGUUUUGUUUUGUUUUGUCUUUUUUUUCGAAAAGUUGGAUACGCUCUUUAAAUUGGUGUGUUUGUCUCUUGUGUAAUCAAAAAGUAGAAAAGUUUGGUAUACCCCUGCCCCCAUCAUGUUUCUGUCAUUUAAUUCAGUUAUCAAAAAUAAUUCAAACUCCAUCUUUUUUUGGGGAAAAAAAUAUUUCUUUGAUGCCAUUGCUGUUAAUGGAGUGAAUAUAGUAUUCAUCUUUUAGUCCUAGCAUUCUGUUUCAUUUCACAAUUUAAAUAGCUGGAACUACAUUGAUAUCAACAUAGUUGACAAGAUUCACUGCACCAUCACAGAUUCCACUCAGUAAUGUUUUUACACUGAUGUGUAAUAUUCCUAAUUUCCCAAAAGUUGAAUUUGUGAUUUUGAAAUUUACUUAACUGGUCUACAAAUUCUAGCAUUUAUCUUGAAUUUGCUAAUUGUCUCCCCCUGCGAAAAAAUACCCUAAACAUGAGAACAGCCCUGUACAACUUUUAUAUAAGCCUGUAUUCUUCUCCAAACUAAUGUUAUUAUUUAAAGUCUCUGCUUUUACAUUGUGUUUCUUCCUACAAUGUUUACAACUCAACUCUCCAAGAAAAGAACAAAUCAAAUUUGAUUCAGCAAUACAAAAUGUAUUAACAUCAUCAGAUUGAAAUCAUUUAUGAUAAUUUUUUCUUGAAUAAAAGAUGACUUUACAACCAGUA